Messenger RNA from Paramecium sonneborni, 799 nucleotides. NCBI's taxonomy places the organism in Eukaryota, Ciliophora, Oligohymenophorea, Peniculida, Parameciidae. The record is from the annotation of a GenBank genome assembly.
AUGAAAUCAGCAUAUACCAUCGUUAAGGAUGAUUUUGAGUAAAUAAAAGCAAUUCAAUCAAAAUGGAGAUAUUAAGAGAUGAAAAAAGAAUAAAAAGAAGAUUUCAAAAGAUUACAUUUAACUUUUACUGAGGAAUAAAAUUAAGAUUUCCAACUUCCUGAUGUUUUUAUAACGACAAAGCAAUAUCAUGCCAAACCUGCAAGUAUUAUUACAAUACUUAUAAUGAGAGAGUCCAAGAAUAAAAAAAAAACAAUCGUUCAGUUUUGAUUUAGGACUAUAAUCAAUAAGUAUGUCUAAAAAUUAAAGAAAUCUUGAACUAUCAACUAUGGAAUCUAAUUAUAAAAAGUUUAAGUAGAUAUAGAUUAUUAAAAUAGAAAAUAUUGUUGUUCUAUUAAAUAAUCUCCAAGAGAAGAAGUCUUAAAUCAAUGUAUAACAAUUACAAGAAAUUAUAACUUUCAUAAAAUUGAUGGUAUUAAAUUUCCAGAAAGUCUUUAUGCUAUUCAUAAAAAAAGAAGAGAAAAGUUAGAUGACAUAUUUCGAAACUAAACUUGUGAGAAUUCUAUACAUAGAACAAAAUAAUAUGAAGAAUAAAACUAAAAAUAAUGUAUCAUUUAAAUAGUUAUUUAUUAUUUUAGAACUAUAAAAAUAGAAAAAGAACAAAUAAAAAGAAUAUAGAAGUAGAUCUUUUUUAGACAAUGCUUAUUUUUCAAUUUUAUCUGUAAAUAGAGAAUCUCAAUAAAGAAUAAAAAAAAUGAUUCAAUAUUCAUUACCAAAAGAAUCAAGAUUUUAAUAGUUUUGA